AUGAUUAGUCAAUCAAAUCCCAAAUCGUACCUUUUGCGGCAACAACCCCGAAACUAAAUCCGCAACUUGCAAAUCUUAGCUUCCACGGCGCAUUAUAGCGUCACCCACUUCAUCAUUACCCAAAAAGUCGUUGAAACUAAUUAAUGACUUCUUCAAAACACCUCACUUGACCAACACACCCUUUCUUUCUCUCUCUAAAAUCCAUCCACCCGCCAUUUUCUCUCUCUAAAAUUAUGACCACCACAUUCGUCCACAACCGGAGCCAGCACUCCAGCCACCGCGCAACGCCGGAUAACAUGUCCCGUUCGUCGGACUUCAGCACUUCGAAUCAAUCGACCUCGUCUUCUUCCGGACGGAAUCCAGUUGUUGCUGCCGCUUUGUCGGUUGCCGGAUUGUUCGCUGCUUGCUUCACGCCGCCGGAGGCUAAUAAUUCCAAGAGUCUUGUGGUGGAUUCUGAGGAGUUCAAAUCUUCUUCUGGUUCUGUUGCAUCAAAUGCUUCAAGAGGAGGUAGUCAGAGAGGGCGAGGUACAAACAACAGUUUAUACAACACCACAAUCCAGGGGAAUGAGUCUGGCAUUGUGAAGUAUACAUUGGAGGAAAUCAUCCAAGUCACCAAAAACUUCUCGCCUUCUUUCAAGAUUGGUCAAGGUGGUUUUGGGGCAGUCUACAAGACGAAACUUCUGGAUGGAACUAUUGUCGCAGUAAAGCGAGCUAAGAAGAGUGUACACGAGAAACAUCUAGGUUCGGAGUUCCAGAGCGAGGUACAAACACUAUCACGGGUCGAGCAUUUGAACUUGGUAAAGUUCUAUGGAUACUUGGAGCAUGGGGAUGAAAAAAUUGUUGUUGUGGAGUAUGUUCCGAAUGGAACCCUCAGAGAACAUCUAGAUUGCAUUCAUGGAAAUGUUCUCGACCUCGCCGCUCGUCUAGACAUUGCAAUUGAUGUAUCUCAUGCUCUCACCUAUCUUCAUGUGUAUAUGGAUCACCCCAUCAUUCAUAGAGACAUAAAGUCUUCCAACAUUCUCCUCACUGAGAACUUUCGAGCAAAGGUAGCAGACUUUGGUUUUGCUAGACAAGCACCAGACAGUGACUCUGGCAUGACACACGUCUCUACCCAAGUUAAGGGAACAGCUGGCUACUUGGAUCCUGAAUACUUAAAAACCUAUCAACUGACCGAAAAGAGUGACGUCUAUUCAUUUGGUGUUUUGCUUGUUGAACUUGUCACAGGAAGACGCCCGAUUGAACCAAAAUUUGAACUCAAAGAGAGAAUAACAGUAAAAUGGGCUAUGAAGAGGUUUAUCGAGGGAAACGCGAUCUCGGUCUUGGACCCAAGACUGGAUCAAACUUCUGCAAAUAAUUUGGCCUUAGAAAAGAUACUUGAACUAGCUUUACAGUGCUUGGCUCCUCAUAGGCAAAGCAGGCCUAGCAUGAAGAGAUGUGCAGAGAUCCUUUGGGCCAUUCGUAAGGAUUAUCGAGAGAUAUCGGCUUUAAACUUUCGAUCAUAUUCCACUACUUCCCAAAGAAGCACCUCAUUGUGAGAGUGACAAGGAUGGAGUUGAUAUCAGGUAACUUCACUUGCAUAAAAUAGGCGUGUGACGGUGUGAGUAAGGAAAAAAUAAGCGUAAAAAAGAUAAUAAUGCAUUAAAAAAAGAAGUUAGGACAAAAUAUGAUCACAGGAGUAAACAAUUCUUCUAUAAAAUAAUGAUCAAGCAAAUUUGGCAACUGGGGUGGCAUAUGCUGAUAGUGAUUAGUGAUAGGUAGAAAUCAUAUUCUGUUGAAAUUGUUCAUAAGAGUUUUCACUUGUAUAUAGGAAGAGGGUGUUAUUGCUUCCAUAAUAUUUAUUUAUUUUUCUUGUGAUGUACUUGAUAGAAAAGGAAAAUUUGUAUUCUAUUAUUGAUUGAUUGUAAUUUUGAUUGCUGUA
Molecule: messenger RNA, 1918 nt
Organism: Vicia villosa (hairy vetch)
Lineage: Eukaryota; Viridiplantae; Streptophyta; Magnoliopsida; Fabales; Fabaceae
Product: calmodulin-binding receptor-like cytoplasmic kinase 2
Exons: 6
Coding region: 234-1535 (433 amino acids)
Biological process (GO): protein phosphorylation
Molecular function (GO): protein kinase activity; ATP binding
Source: RefSeq, a predicted model, not a curated record